CAGCGUGCAAGCCAACAGCGUCUCCUAAAAUAAAACUGCCACUGAACAGCAGCAGCGCUGAGAGUGGAAAGGAACUACUGCAUUCUAGUUACAAAAACAGACCUUUUUUGCCAGGCAAAAUGUCGGACAGAAGCCCCUUUGAAACAGACAUGUUAACCCUUAACCGAUAUGUCAUGGAGAAGGGACGACGGGUUAAAGGAGCUACAGGAGAACUGACCCAGCUGUUGAACUCUAUGCUCACUGCCAUAAAGGCCAUCUCUUCAGCAGUCCGAAAGGCGGGCCUGGCUCAUAUGUUUGGAAUAGCAGGCACUAUGAAUGUGACUGGGGAUGAACAGAAGAAGCUUGAUGUUUUAUCUAAUUCGCUGGUUAUUAACAUGCUACAGUCCUCCUACAGCACAUGUGUCUUAGUCUCAGAGGAGAAUAAAGAAGCUAUCAUCACUCCAAAAGAAAAGAGGGGUAAAUAUGUGGUAUGCUUUGAUCCACUCGAUGGCUCUUCAAAUAUAGACUGUUUAGCCUCUAUAGGAACUAUAUUUGCUGUCUACAAGAAGACAUCAGAAGAUGAGCCUUCUGAGAAAGAUGCCUUACAGCCUGGACGCAACCUUGUCGCAGCUGGCUAUGCCUUGUACGGCAGUGCAACACUGGUAGCUCUUUCCACAGGACAAGGAGUAGACUGCUUCAUGCUGGAUCCGGCUCUUGGUGAGUUCAUUUUGGUGGAAAAGGAUGUUAAAAUCAAGAAGAAAGGGAAAAUAUACAGCCUUAAUGAGGGGUAUGCCAGGUACUUUGAUCCUGCCGUGACAGAGUAUUUACAAAAGAAGAAGUUUCCUGAGGAAGGUGUUUCUCCUUAUGGUGCCAGAUACGUAGGCUCCAUGGUGGCAGACGUUCACCGUACCCUAGUGUAUGGUGGGAUCUUUUUGUAUCCAGCUAACCAGAAGAGCCCAAAAGGAAAGCUGCGACUCCUUUACGAGUGCAACCCCAUAGCUUUCAUCAUGGAGCAGGCAGGGGGCGUGGCUACAACAGGGACAGAAGCAGUAUUGGAUGUGAAGCCAGAGUCCAUUCAUCAAAGAGUCCCUUUUGUCGUUGGGUCUCCAGAGGAUGUCCAAGAAUACCUUGCCUUUGUGCAGAAACACCAGAAAAGCAGCAAAUGACCCUUCCAUGCUCCUGCUUUUUGCUGUACACUGAGAAUGAAGUUUAAAAGGAAUAGAAGACAAGCAAUAGAAAAAGCCAUUUAAUUUUUAAAAUAAAAUGGUUUAUUUUUCUGCUCACACAAAA
Molecule: messenger RNA, 1269 nt
Organism: Rhineura floridana
Lineage: Eukaryota; Metazoa; Chordata; Lepidosauria; Squamata; Rhineuridae
Product: fructose-1,6-bisphosphatase isozyme 2
Exons: 7
Coding region: 120-1145 (341 amino acids)
Biological process (GO): fructose metabolic process; gluconeogenesis; sucrose biosynthetic process
Cellular component (GO): cytosol; cytoplasm
Molecular function (GO): fructose 1,6-bisphosphate 1-phosphatase activity
Source: RefSeq, a predicted model, not a curated record